AUGACUGUCCCGCUCACAAACAAGCCGCUCCCGUCAAAAGCUCCGGCCACCGCAGAGACCACUGCCGUCAAGAAGCGCAGGAGACGCGCUCCGGCCGGCGGAGCUGCUGAUGACUGCUUCACCUGCUCCAAGAGGAAUGUCAAGUGUGACAGGAGAAGACCGUACUGCUCCCAGUGCCUCGAGCUCGGCAACGAAUGCUCGGGCUACAAGACGCAGCUCACCUGGGGAGUCGGUGUGGCGAGCCGUGGCAAACUUCGCGGCCUCUCAUUACCUAUAGCGAAAGCUCCUCCCGUCAGCUCCCAGACUUCCAAGAGUGCCUCAGCACGCGCCAGAGCCUCCUCUUCUGCCAACAACAGCCAUUGGCACGAGCAGGAGAGCUUCCGCCGUGACAGCCGCGGCGAUGGCGACUACACCGUGCCAGAGCACCACCUAGGCUCUUCGGUCCCAACCACGCCCUACCCUGGCUACGACUUCUCCCGCAUGGCUCCGGAAGAGGCACACGCCUCAUUAUCUCAGCCAAACUGGUCUCACUUUUCCACAAGCCUCCCGGCAGAAAGCCUAAGACUUGGCCGAAUGGGCCUCCACGUCGGACACCCCGGCGACAACCUCUCCUCAUCUAUCGACUCUCUGAGUGAUGUCGAUUACAUGUCCCCCAUGAGCCACACAUUCUCCAGGGAAGACAUCCCUUUCAUGCACAGUCCCACCGUCAUAUACGAGAGCUUCACGGGCCACAACUCCCCCGCCAUCCAGACGCCCAUCUCGACUGCUCUCCUGAGCGACCAACCCACCGUCCCGACCUCGUGCCCGAGCCUUCUAUACCCCAGCUCGGAGCACGGCUCCAGUCUGCCCUCGCAGGCAGAGCCUUUCGAGUCGCACUUGGGCGGCAAUUCGCUGCAUGACGGUGACCACGCAGAGAAUCUCAUUCUAGGCACUCCUGAUCUAGAUACUUACAGCACUAGUGCGCAGUCAAAUGGCCAUUUUUGGGGCUCCUGCCUAGACGAUGAUGCCUCAUCUCACGACCUCCCGGAGCGCAGCCCUGCGGCUUGGCCUUCAUUGCUCGAUCCCCCUUCUGUCCAUAUGGACAAUGACCUCAUAGCUAAGAUGCCCUUCUUUCUGGACUACUAUGAGAACACCAUGUGUCCUUCUAUGGUCUUCAUUGACGGGCCGAACAAUCCCUUCCGAAACAACAUCAUGCAAUUGGCCAGCGGGAGCCGCAGUCUCCAGCACGCCAUCUGCGCUCUUUCUGCCUGCAACCUAAGAAUGAAGCGCAAGCUCAGCUUAGGGCAGCACACGAGGAAUCCCUCCGAACUAUCAGAGCUUCUGAGCGACAGUCGCACAGACGAUCACGCCUUGACCGAGGAGUAUCAGCAUAGGAAUCUUGCUGUCCAUCUGCUCAAUGAACAGCUCAAUGACACCACCAAAUCGAAGCACGACUCCGUCUUGGCCACCAUCCUCAUUCUCUGCCAUUACCGCAUGGCGGAAUCGGGAAUUGCCAAGUUCCACACCCAGUUUGCUGGGGUGAAGAAGAUCCUCGCCAUGAGGCGCUCAUCCACCUUCCCUCCCUCCCGGGACUCGGCCUGGAUGGAGUCCCUUUUCACCUACUUUGACGCCAUCUCGGCAAGCAUCAAUGAUCGAGAGGCCCAGCUCGACACCAACUUCUACGGUGUCAUGCCGGAUGCGCAGCUGCUCCCUCCCGGUGCGGAAAACCUCGUUGGCUGCGACCGCGAUUUGUUCAAGACCAUCAUCAAACUCGGCAGGCUCAACCUCCUCUCUCAGCACCGCCCAGUACAGAAUGCUCUGGGUGCAACGCUCAGUCACGGCACACAAGUGCGGUCUCAAUCGCCCUUGACAUCACCUCUGGGACAUGCCUACAGGACACACCUGGGCGGUGACUCGUAUGGUUUCCCUACCAUGGAGGACGAAGACCCUUUGUCCGUCGCUCCCGGUUUUGACAGCCAGCGCAACACUUUCUGGCGCGAGUGGAAGGAGGCUCGGUCCGCCUUGCAGGCCUGGGACUUUGAGCCGCAGCGCUUCCUCUCCUCGCUGCCCGCUUCCUCGCCGCAGCCCACGUCGGCGCAGGUCCGGGACCUCGGCAGCCUGUCCGAGGCCUUUCGCUACGCCGCCCUGCUGUACACGGAGCGCCUCGCCAACCCGGCCUCGCCCUCGGAGCACAACAACUUCCGCAACCUCGUCAGCCAGAUCGUCUACUACGCCAACAGCCUCGAGACGGGCUCGGCGGCCGAGAAGUUCCUGCUCUGGCCGCUGUUCGUGGCCGGCAGCGAGUGCGUCAACGAGCUGCAGCAGAGCAUCGUGCGCAGCAAGUGCCGCAGCAUCAUGUCGCGGUCGGGCUACAUGAACAACCUCUCGGCGCUCGACGUCCUCGAGCGGCUCUGGGCCGGGGAGAUCAAGAGCGAGGCGGACGAGCGGCCGAGGACGGCGGUGGUGGUGGUCGCCGGACGGGGCAGCGGCGGUGCCGGCAGCCCCAGCGGGUCGUCGCGGGGCGCGGGCAGCAGCAAGCCGGGCCGAGGACCAUUCAACUGGACCGGCUGCAUCGGCGGGCCGGGAGUCGAAGUUGAGUGGAUCAUGUUUUAA
This is a messenger RNA of Thyridium curvatum, 2592 nucleotides long. RefSeq lists its product as uncharacterized. Gene Ontology annotation, biological process: regulation of DNA-templated transcription. Gene Ontology annotation, molecular function: zinc ion binding; DNA-binding transcription factor activity, RNA polymerase II-specific. The transcript is spliced from 2 exons. Bases 1 to 2592 code for a protein of 863 amino acids. The record is from RefSeq and is a predicted model, not a curated record. NCBI's taxonomy places the organism in Eukaryota, Fungi, Ascomycota, Sordariomycetes, Thyridiales, Thyridiaceae.